This is a messenger RNA of Benincasa hispida (wax gourd), 3703 nucleotides long. RefSeq names its product EEIG1/EHBP1 protein amino-terminal domain protein. NCBI's taxonomy places the organism in Eukaryota, Viridiplantae, Streptophyta, Magnoliopsida, Cucurbitales, Cucurbitaceae. The record is from RefSeq and is a predicted model, not a curated record. Gene Ontology annotation, cellular component: nuclear pore.
CUUCUUCUUCUUCUUUCCCCUACUUCGUAAUCAACAUUGCGUUUUAUCGGUUUAGUUUUUUUUUUUUUUUUCUGGUGAAUCGAACUGUUAUUUGAAAUUGUUGCGUUGUGCUCCAUUGGAAUGCUUUCGAGCUUCUUCUUUCAGCUUUUGAGUUUCGCUAGUAUUUUCGUUGUUUUCCGCCUGCAUUUGAUCUGGAUCUGGUGAGUUGUGGAGUAGCUUUGGGGAGUUACUCACAAGCAGCUUCAUCUACUUGCAUUUCUUGUCAACUGAGUUCCGCUUCUCGUUUCUUCUAUUGAGCAUGGUGGAUAAAUUGUAGUUGUUGAUCUUGAAGCGAAAUCAAGUAAUAAAAUUUUGCAGCCAUGGAUAUGCUAUUUUAGAUUGCUGUACCCUGGGAAGAGUCGGUUUUAGAUAAGAUAUCGUUGCUUGAUAUUGCUCCGGAAAUUUCGUGUGGUUAUUUAUUUCUCAUCAACAUUAAUUGUUAUGGGAUUUGCUUUGUUCGGUGAUAGGUUUGGAAUGUAGUUAUAUUACCUUUUGAUUAUAUUGGAGAAAACUGUUUAUUGAGGGUUCUGCUUCGGUUCUUCAAAAAUGGUGCUUGGUUUGAAAGGAAAGCAUAGGAGAGGUGACAUUGUUCAAGCUGAUUAUAGGAUCCAUGUUCAGGAUAUAAAGCCCUGGCCACCCUCACAGUCGCUUAUGUCCCUACGCUCUGUGUUUAUUCAAUGGGAGAAUGGUGAUCGCCACUCGGGAUCUUCCAAUCUUGUUAUUCCAACCAUUGGGUCUAUAGUUGGCGAGGGAAAAAUUGAAUUCAAUGAAUCAUUUAAGUUACCUGUGGGUCUGGUAAGGGACAUGCCUGUUAGAGGCAAGGAUGCUGAUACAUUCCAGAGGAACAUUUUAGAAUUCAGCCUGUUUGAGUCUCGCAGAGAAAAGGCUGCUAAAGGCCAGUUGUUGGCUACUGCCACCAUAGACUUGGCUGAAUUUGGUGUUGUGAAAGAAACAAUAUCUGUUACCUCUCCAAUGCAUUGCCAGAGGAACUUCAAGAACACACUUCAGCCAAUUUUGUCCAUCAAAAUUCAGCCAAUUGACAAGGGACGGACCAAUAACUCACUGAAGGAUACCUUGUCCAGGAGGAUGUCAUUGGACAGUUUUGAUGGUGAAUCUGCUGCAGCCUCUAUACAUGAAGAAUUUGCAGAUCCAAACAAGAUUGCAUCUUUCACUGAUGAUGAUGUUUCAUCCCACUCUUCCAUGACGACUUCUGCAUUAGAGCCCGAUGGUUGUGUAGCACCUCAAACAGAAGAGGGUGGCCUAAGUACGUUGAUUCAUGGAACUGAUAAUAGACAGGAGCAUGCUUCCAUCUCAAACUUGGAGCCUGAAAAAUCAAAUGUGACAACUUCAUCAAUAGAACCAUCCUCUGAUCCUGGGAGUCCUGAAAAUAGUCAUACUUCUAUCUCCAGCUCUCCAAAGGUUGGUUCAAUGUCAAUUGAGAAAAAUGGUAAAAAAAGUUAUACAGUUUACUUUUCUUCUUCCCCAAAACAUGAACAGCAUGAAAGUGAUAUCCACAACCAUGUGAAGAUUGAAGAUGCUGAGCAUUUGGCCAAGGAGAGUAAUGGAAGGAAGUCCAAUGGGAUGAAUUAUCAGGAGGCUUCUAAUGUUGAAACAGAAGAGGAUGUAGAUCAUCAUCUCUCAGCUAGACAAGGUGAUACCGUAGAGCGGGUUGCUCUGGAAAAUGACACAAUGCCGAGCAUAGUUCAGAAAAAUGACAGAUUAAAGCAUGUGAAGUCAGUUCGAUCACCAUUAGAAUCAGCUAAGUGUAAUGGGUUUGGUAGUAAACAGCUUAUUGGAGUUGAGGAAAUUGGUGCUCCAGGACAUUCAGAUAACAGCUUAGAAAGUGUCAGAAGAAAUGAAAGAAGGGAUUCUAAACCAUAUACAAAGGAUACAAAAAAUUCUGUUUUGGACAGCAAAGUCCAACAAUUACAACACAAGAUAAAAAUGCUUGAGGGAGAGUUGAGAGAAGCUGCAGCAAUCGAGGCAGCUCUUUACUCUAUAGUUGCCGAACAUGGAAGUUCCAUGAAUAAGGUCCAUGCUCCUGCACGACGUCUUUCAAGGCUGUAUCUUCAUUCUUGUAAAGAAAGUUCUCAGUCGCGUAAGGCCCAUGCUGCUAGAAGUGUUGUUUCUGGAUUUGUUUUGAUUGCAAAAGCUUGUGGAAAUGAUGUGCCCAGAUUGACUUUCUGGUUAUCGAAUUCAAUAGUCCUGAGAACAAUCGUAAGCCAGGAUGCUGUGAGCCUAAAAAUGCAAGUUGCUUCUGGAUCUCAUUCAAGCAAAAAUGGUGCUAACAGAGAAAGUAUUAAAGCAGCAUCUCCAUUGAAAUGGAAAGCAUCAUCUCCAAACAAAAGAGAGAAUGGAAAUACCUGGCAUGGAAGUUCUGGUAACUGGGAAGAUGCACACACUUUUACAUCUGCCUUAGAGAAGGUUGAGGCUUGGAUCUUCUCCCGUAUCAUUGAGUCCAUCUGGUGGCAGACAUUGACUCCACAUAUGCAGUUGGCAACAGCGAAAACAAUUAAUCAAGAUUCCAAUUCAACCUCAGGGAAGAGCUAUAAGGGAAGUUCUAGUUCAGUUGAUCAUGAUCAAGGGAACUUUUCAUUGGACCUCUGGAAAAAAGCUUUCAAGGAUGCCUAUGAAAGAAUUUGUCCCCUCCGAGCAGGAGGACACGAGUGUGGUUGCUUGCCUCUUUUGUCUAAAUUGAUAAUGGAGCAAUGUGUCAUUAGAUUAGAUACAGCGAUGUUUAAUGCCAUUCUUCGUGAUUCAGCCGAUGAGAUACCAACUGAUCCUGUAUCUGACCCCAUUAGCGAGUCUAAAGUUCUCCCAAUUCCAGUUGGGAAAUCAAGUUUUGGGGCUGGCGCACUACUUAAGAAUGCAAUUGGAAACUGGUCGAGGUGGUUGACUGAUCUUUUCGGUUUGGACGACGAUGAUCAAUGUGAGGAUGAACACGACAAUGCAGAAGGGAAAGAUGCCAGUACCCUCAAGUCCUUUCAUCUACUAAAUGCAUUGAGUGAUCUCAUGAUGCUUCCUAAGGACAUGCUCCUGAACCAAUCGAUAAGAAAAGAGGUAUGCCCUUCAUUUGGUGCACCGGUAAUUAAGAGAACUCUUGAACAUUUUGUUCCCGACGAGUUUUGUGAAGACCCAAUCCCUGAUGCUGUUCUUGAAGUUCUGGAUAUUGAGGAGGACCCAUCCGAACUCGAUGACAAAUUUGUCACGAGUUUCCCACACACAGCAGCUGCGGUAGCAUAUCAUCCACCCUCAUUAGCGUCUGUAGUAGCGUUUAUUGGCAAUGUUGGUACAAAGUCCGAGCUCAGAAGAAGCAGGUCUUCAGUGCUCAAAAAAUCUAACACCAGUGAUGAUGAGCUGGACGAGUUGUGCUCACCCUUUGCUUCUAUUCUUGAUGUGGCGAUUUCUCCAUCGACUACUGCCAAGCCAAGUAGGACUUCUGAGAAAAGUUGCAAUCAAAAUGCCACAAGGUACGAGCUUCUUCGAGAUGUAUGGGGCGAAUAAUGAGCAAUCUGUUCUCAUAUCAGUUUGGAAAAAAAAUUCAUUGUGUAUUACUAAGAUAGAAGUCAGAUCAAACUCUGAGGAGUUUGGGGAUUGUAUAUAUAUGUAUGCAUAAUCAGAGUUUCUUGUAAAAUCGUUCGACCCGAGCUCCAUUUUUGAUCCA